This is a messenger RNA of Physella acuta, 895 nucleotides long. RefSeq names its product phospholipase A and acyltransferase 3-like. The record is from RefSeq and is a predicted model, not a curated record. Gene Ontology annotation, molecular function: A2-type glycerophospholipase activity; glycerophospholipid phospholipase A1 activity. NCBI's taxonomy places the organism in Eukaryota, Metazoa, Mollusca, Gastropoda, Physidae. Gene Ontology annotation, biological process: N-acylphosphatidylethanolamine metabolic process. Gene Ontology annotation, cellular component: cytoplasm.
CUCAGCCAAAAAACAGCAACCAACAUAAUUUCUUACGGUAACAAGUCAUAACCGGCGACCUUCAUAGGUGACUUUGAAACUGGUAUAAAAUGAAAUCUUUGUUUGUUCACAUAAUUAUUGGUAUUGUGUGACUUCAUAAGUUGUGUACACAGCAUAAUCCUGCAAGAUCCAAGACCAAAAGGCGAUAGAACUAAACAAUGUCUUACAGAAAGGAAAACAAAAAACUGCUUGCUAAGCUUCAACCUGGAGAUAUAGUAAAAUUUAAACGUACUUUAUGGUAUUCUCAUUUUGCUAUAUACAUUGGUGAUGAAAAAGUGAUCCACCUAGUGUCAGAUAAGGUCGACUUGACCGACAUAAGUGCCUUGUCACAAAGUAGCAAAAAGUACGCUGUUUCUGCUUCCGGUGUACCCGAGGACAUCGCUGAGGUAACAGAGGAGGAUUUUUUUGAGGUUGCAGCCGACAGUAAAGCUGAGUUGGCUAAUUGGGAUCAAAAAUCCCCCUAUAGCGCUGCAGAGAUUGUGAAAAGAGCUGAAGCUAGAAUCGGUCCAUGUAAAUACAGUCUUGAAACGUACAACUGUGAGCAUUUUGUCAAUGAGAUCAAGUACAACAAGGCUGUAAGCAAACAGGUGGAAGAGGCAAGAAAAUCAAUGCUGUAUCGUAUGUUUCAUUCCGACGUUCAAGCAAGUUUGCGAUCUUCUAAACGUACAAGCACAAAACGUCAAGAUGACUAUCAUCUGCAAUUUAUGUAGAGAAGCGGUUUACAAUUUAAGGAUGCACAGUUAUUAAAAAUGUAUUUUGUUAUAAAAAUUGUUUGUAAUUUUGUUUUGUUAUAAAUGUAAAGGCAGUAAUUAAAUACGCUCUGUCCUGUUCCUGUGUAAACUUUGAGGUAGGUUUU